Molecule: messenger RNA, 648 nt
Organism: Postia placenta MAD-698-R-SB12
Lineage: Eukaryota; Fungi; Basidiomycota; Agaricomycetes; Polyporales; Adustoporiaceae
Exons: 7
Cellular component (GO): Golgi membrane
Source: RefSeq, a predicted model, not a curated record
GAUUUUGAAUUGGCAGCUUGGCAGUUGACCUAUCUCUGUCUAGCACCAAAGAGGGUCUACCGAAAUGUUUACUUCCAUAAACAGACCAAAAAUACAUGGGCAAGGGAUGAUCCUGCGAUUCUGAUCCUCAUAGCAGGGUGCCUAUGUGUGUCAGCCAUAGCAUGGUCCGUGGUAUACUCAUAUUCGCCACUACAAGCCGUGAAGCUAGCACUCUUUAUGAUUCUGCGAGAUUUUCUGCUAGUUGGAGCCGUCAUAGCGACAAUCCUCUGGUUCUUUUCGAACAGAAUGCUACUAUCUCCUCCGUCACACUCUGCCCCUUCAGACUCGCGUGUAGAAUGGGCAUAUGCAUUCGACGUGCAUACCAACGCGUUCUUUCCAUUCUACCUCACGUUAUAUCUCGCGCAGCUCAUCCUGGUGCCCAUAAUCUUGAAGAGCAAUUGGAUUUGUCUUUUCGUUUCCAAUACGCUUUACCUGGCAGCAUUUGCUCAGUAUGUUUAUGGAGUGUAUCUCGGGCUCAAUGCCCUUCCUUUCCUUGUCCGUACAGACCUCCUACUAGCACCAUUGCUCCCACUGUUCACCGGAUAUAUACUGUCGUUGCUCGGCUUCAACAUCGCAAAGCAUGUCUUGCCCAUGUACUUCGGUUCAUAG